AUGGAUCCCGUCUCAUAUCCGUCUCUCCAGCCAAAGUUCGGCCAUGGAUCCAGUCGCCCUUCAAUCGGACAAAAGAUCCCCAAGCCAAACAUGGGCUUCUACAUAAACAUGCCCACAGAUGCCGCCUGCAUCUUCUCCCCAGCCAUCGAGUCUUUGGAGAAGCGAUCCUUUGAUGACAUCCUCAGCAUCCCUUACCGUGAGCCCGUGCUCUGGGAUGAUUGGCAGCUCGAGAAAGAGUGCAAGCGAAUCCGGGCCUCCCACCCUCGCGAGGUAGCAGAUAUCGUCCGACCCACGACUUGGGACGAUCUUUACAAGUACUUCGAUGCCCGCGAUCUCUGGUUCAACGGCGCGUGGAACCUUUGGCUGGUGAUCCAGCGCCUUUGCGACGAGAACGCAGAUCCUGGCAACCAGAUCGACCCUGCCAUCUUCGCCGAAAUAGAUGAUUGGGUCUGGAAAUGGUGCACUACCGCUGAGAAUCGCAACAAGCUGGGCGCCUGGCCUCUGCAGCGUGAUGUCUUGGAAAUUCUUCCCCAAGAAGACCGCAAUGCUGUCGCCAAUUGUGGAAGUGUGGCUCUCGACGUUCUUCGCCGCGCCCUUCGCCACUGGCAGAACGUGUACUCGGUCGGAUCUGUCAAUCAACAGACCUCGCAGCAGAACAAUCAUGCUAAGGUAACACCUAGCACCUCGAAUGAUGCAAUCGAGCCUCAGCGCGGACGCUCCCCCAAGCUUCUUGAGCCUGUUCCCCGUGCUCAGACUCGUUCCAGCUCAGCCGCUUUGGCGCCAGGUCGUUCGAUGUCCCGGAUGCCAUCCGACACUCGAUCGGCCACCCCAGUACCGAUCGUCGCCCGUGGAACAAACCGUGUAAGCAGCACUGGUGGAGCGAUCAAAACCGCCCAGAUUGGCCCCGCCGCCAUCCCGGUCGUCCAGAACGGCGCCGACUGCGUUGAGCGACAGGCAAGGAGUCGGCACCAGCCCUCCAAGUCGGGCCCUGCCCCUGCUGACCACUCGAUGGCGAGUCGUUGGCAAGGUGUUCGGGGCUCAGGUCCUUCUCGGCAACCACGUCGAUUUGGACAGCUACCCACGGUCCCCGGCAGCUCUCCCAGCAACCAGGAGCAAGGGCAACCUAACGCCAAGUCCAUUUCUCAGAUGCCACCUUACCGUGACAGCUACCAUCCCAGACCUUGUGACUCAAAAGCCUGCAAAAAUGAUAAACGGAUCAGUAAUGAUAAACGGAUCAAUCCCCGCGACUUGCUCUACACGACCUAUGAGCCUUGCGACUGUCUACGUUGCACCUAUAAAUCCCGCUCCAUCCAUGUCAAGCCGCUUUUCGCGCGGACAGGCAUGAACAGGCAGGUGAUGAGCGACAUCUUGACAAGAUAUUUUCAGACUUGGGGCUACGUUGAGGCCUGCGAGUUAUCCCGCACUGUCAAUGGAGGUGGUGGUUUACGGGCCUUUAUUCGUGAAGAGAGCGCCCUCCUAGCUGUCGCUGUCGCUGACAGGAAGCCUAUUGGCCAGCUAGCCCGUUGUCCCAAGGUCGAGCACCCUUUCUUCUCGAAGUUUUACGUUCCGCCGGCUCCCUCUCCGCGGAGCGAAACCUCAGGUUCCAAGCGGUCCUGGGGUAGCAGAGAGAUUGAUCAGAACUCAGCGAUGCUUGCCCAGCACCAGUCUUCAUCGCCGAACGGGAAGGCUCAGACCCGUGUUAACAGCGAGGCAUUUGCCGCGCGCACGCCGCAGCGCCAACUCAGCACGGAGCAGCCCUAUGGACCAGUCAUACCGGGAUCAGCACGCUCCCCUAGUAUGGCCCAGCCAGGUCAGCACCCUCAGCCGGUAUUUCUCAAUGGCUAUUCGCAGUCGCCUCAAGAUCAAGGAUAG
Molecule: messenger RNA, 1872 nt
Organism: Canariomyces notabilis
Lineage: Eukaryota; Fungi; Ascomycota; Sordariomycetes; Sordariales; Chaetomiaceae
Exons: 3
Coding region: 1-1872 (623 amino acids)
Source: RefSeq, a predicted model, not a curated record